Periophthalmus magnuspinnatus is the source of this 3478-nucleotide messenger RNA. RefSeq names its product adiponectin receptor 1a (gene adipor1a). The coding region runs from base 190 to 1290 and encodes 366 amino acids. The record is from RefSeq and is a predicted model, not a curated record. Gene Ontology annotation, cellular component: plasma membrane. Gene Ontology annotation, molecular function: signaling receptor activity. Gene Ontology annotation, biological process: adiponectin-activated signaling pathway. The transcript has 8 exons. NCBI's taxonomy places the organism in Eukaryota, Metazoa, Chordata, Actinopteri, Gobiiformes, Gobiidae.
GUCUAUUUCCGGUGUAGCUAGUGUUUCUAAUCGUUAAAUAAUUUACCUUCCGAGUCCAGAGCGUACCUUUUGUCAGGUAAUUCAACCCCGUCUCUCUCAUACACGCAGGUGUCAGGCUGCUCUCUCUCAUAAGGAGUGCACUUCCCUGGUCUGCAGCACAGACUCUGAGUGGCCGCAGACAGUCUACUUAUGUCCGGGCGUAACGGGUCUGCGAGUGAUGCAGACUGUCAGAUCUGUGAGGACCGGGACCAGCUGAUGGAGCUGGGGCCGCUGCUGGAGGAGGGUGGGGCUAAGGGAGGGGCCACAGAGGGAGCGGCCAUUCUGGGGGACAAGGAUGAUGAUGAUGAAGUUGGGGAGGUGCUGACAUUGCCUGUUCAGGCUCAUCAUGCCAUGGAGAAGAUGGAGGAGUUUGUUCACAAGGUUUGGGAGGGGCGCUGGCGGGUCAUCCCUUUCCACGUCCUCCCCGAGUGGCUGAAGGACAACGAUUACCUGCUGCAUGGACACAGGCCCCCCAUGCCCUCCUUUAGAGCCUGCUUUGGGAGCAUCUUCAGGAUCCACACUGAGACCGGGAACAUAUGGACUCAUCUGUUGGGUCUGAUCCUGUUCCUCUGUCUGGGCACUCUUACCAUGCUGAGGCCCAACAUGUACUUCAUGGCCCCUCUGCAGGAGAAGGUGGUCUUUGGGAUGUUCUUUCUGGGGGCCGUGCUCUGCCUCAGCUUCUCCUGGCUGUUCCACACCGUCUACUGCCACUCGGAGAAGGUCUCACGCACUUUCUCCAAACUGGACUACUCGGGCAUCGCUCUCCUGAUCAUGGGCUCCUUCGUCCCAUGGCUGUACUACUCGUUUUACUGCUCUCCUCAGCCGCGCCUCAUCUACCUCUCCGUCGUCUGUGUCCUCGGCAUCGCGGCCAUUGUUGUGGCGCAGUGGGAUCGCUUCUCCACGCCCAGGCACCGGCCCACCAGAGCAGGAGUGUUCAUGGGCCUGGGUCUUAGUGGGAUUGUACCCACGAUGCACUUCACCAUCGAGGAGGGGUUCGUAAAAGCAACCACGGUGGGGCAGAUGGGCUGGUUCUACCUGAUGGGGGCAAUGUACAUCACUGGAGCCGGUUUGUACGCAGCCAGGAUCCCAGAGAGAUUCUUCCCUGGAAAGUGUGACAUCUGGUUUCACUCUCAUCAGAUUUUCCACGUUCUGGUCGUUGCCGCGGCAUUCAUUCAUUUCUACGGCGUCUCGAACCUUCAGGAGUUUCGUUACGGACUUGAGGGCGGCUGCACGGACGAUACUUUACUCUGAGCGACUGUGACCUCACCUCAUCACAAUGCACACAAAUCAUUUCAUUACAACACACACCAGGGCCUGACAUUAAAGUGCACUGUGGAACUUUUCAGGUGGAAGGUCAGCCACCUGCUUGUCUCCAUGGAGAUGUUAUUUCUUUUCCGAUAAUGUAACAUAUUAUGGUAUUAAACUUAUCAGUCUUUUCAAUUAAAGGUGUUUUAUUGCCAAAAAAUACUUGUCCUGUUGACAUCACCUGCUUGUCUCCAUGAAGAAUGAUAAUGUAAGUGUAAUGCCAUACUGUGGAACAUUCUCAAGGCAGCGCAAUAACAUCUCCAUGGAGACAAGACUGGUGGACCCUACACCUGAAAAGUUACAUAAUGCUCCUUUAACAAUAGUCAAAUGCUGGUAUAUAUUAAUUUUGGCUACUGACACAUUCAGGCCCACUAGCCACUUUGGCCUCUUGAAAUCUUAACAGACCUCUACUUUAUAGUCUACUAUGUAAGCCAUAUUUAAAAAUAAUAAUAAUCAAAAUAAGUGAUUGAGUUUUUUUCUCCCACUUAAUAGAUUAUAGCCCAAAGUAGAGAUGGGUGAUAUAGUAAGAUCUGUUCCAUUAACGGUAUCGGUGAUAUCAGAGGGUUUUCACUAGAUAUCAAUAUCAGGCAAAUAUGAAAAGUGUUGCUGAAAUUUGGCACUGAUGUUUUUUUGUGCCCAUGUACCAUUCAGAGUGUGUUCAAAAGACAAAUCUGAUGCACUGAGGACAGGCUAAAAAGUAAACAUGGAAAUGGAACAGUAAUUAGAAAAUAUGUCUGUCUGUUUACACAAUUAUGCAACAAAUGUAUUUAUAUCCCAGAUGAAUGUUAUUGUUUUUGCAAAGGUGACAAGUUAAUUUGUGGACUUGAACUUAACUUUUAACUUGAAAAUGUGAGCCUCAAAAAAAAAAGUUCAUAUCAAUAUCGGUUAUUGGCCACAGUAGCAAGAAAAAUAUCCUUAUCAGCUAGAUUAUUCCAUAUUGGACCAUCCCUAGUCCUAAGUGUGUAUUUUAUUUCAAAUUACACACUAAACCAGUACAGCCUACCUUAACACACCUUAAUUAUAUGUUGGUAAAGCCCUAAUUGAUCUGUACAUUUUUAAACAUAUGAGCCACAGUGGCCAGUGGGUUAAAAUGUUUGUCUUAUGUCCCUUAUUUUACAUAUAGGCAAACAAGCAUACACAAAACAUACAAUCUCAAAUACUCAAAUCCACUCACGAUGCUGCUGGAACCUCCAUGUCCUCCUCUACCCAACACUCCUAUGUUCCUCUAGAUUUUGUUCUUUAUUUUGUUCCUAUUUUUUUUUCUUUCUUUUUUUUAUGUAAGUCAAAAAGUAGCAUAACACUCCAUCGAAUGACUUCCAAAACUUCAAGUCAUUGGUCAAAUAAAUAACUAGAUGUCUUCACGCCCUACUGUUUCAAAAUCCUGUUACUGCUGGACAAAAGGCACAAUCUCUAGUCCAUAUUUUCUUCCACAAUCAUACUAUUAAAUAAAUAUGCGAAUGAGAAUACUUUGAAAAGAUUUGAUGGAAGAAGUCCAUAGAAAAUCUUUGUACUAAUAAGCAAUUUUAUAAUGCAAGCUGAAGUUGUUAAGUUUCAUUUGCUUUAUUCUCAAAUUGACAAAUUCUUUCAGCAAAGGAACUACCAUACUGUAAGACAUACUAUGUAAAGUAGCAGCUCACUUCAGGUUAACUGAUUUUUGCGUGUCAAAUUAUUAAUUUCUAGAAUAGUGCCUAAGCUUUGCACAAUGUACAGUUCUGACCCGACCCUUUGUGGCUUUGUGGAAAUUCGGUUUUGUGCUAGAGACGUAGACACAGGUGUGAUUAUCCGAGGCACCUUGCGCUUUUUAAACCUGGACUUUUAUUCUUCCUGUGCCUUAGGCCGAUGGAAAUGUUUUUAACAAAAUGGCCGACACUUAGACGAGCCUCAGAUCCUUCUUUUUCUCUCCAUAACUUUCGACUCAAUCAUUUCCUAAACUCCAGUCUUAGGUUGUAUCAACUGCUGUUAAAAAAAAUAAAAUAAAUCCUUUUUCUAGAUUUGAGUUUUAUUACUAAAACAUGUGUAUUCUUUGUGUACUGUUCCAUGUAGGUUAUAAUUCAUACAUUUCUCUGAAAUGUAAACCUAAAUAUUUAUUAAUGGUAAUCUUGGAAAAUAUUGUAAUAAAUCUUUUCCACAUGUA